Camelina sativa (false flax) is the source of this 3587-nucleotide messenger RNA. RefSeq lists its product as uncharacterized. The record is from RefSeq and is a predicted model, not a curated record. Lineage: Eukaryota; Viridiplantae; Streptophyta; Magnoliopsida; Brassicales; Brassicaceae. Gene Ontology annotation, molecular function: zinc ion binding.
UAAGGACAAAACAAUAAAAUAAAAACCGCCGAGUCCCAGUUUACGCUUGUAGUAGAGAGAAACGGGGCAGGCACUGAUGCUAAAUGUGAGAGACAGAGAGAGCACACAGAAUUGAAGCGAUGAGUGUCCUUGAUUAAGAAAUCUUCUUCCUCAGAUAAUUAUAGUCUUAAAGAUUGACACUUUGUUCUGGAGAUUCUUCUUUUGCUAUAUAAAAUACUAUUUCUGGGUUUUGCUUCAAUUUGAUGAUGGUGAUGGAUGAUAAAGAUAACACUCGCGGAGUAGUAGAACAUAGGUCUCGCGAAGAUACUUCUCCAGCUUCAAUGGUUGGUGAUUGCGCUGAGAUUACAGAAGAGCUUUCACCGAGCCAACACCAAAGAAGGCGAGUUCUCGGGAUAGAUAUACCAUCGAGAGCACACGAAGACGCUCAUAGCGAUUUCCUGAGAGCAAAUGGUUCCUUAAUCCAAAGCCCUGUUUCAAAAAGGUUCAAGUUUUCUCCAAUGUCAAGCCCUAGAAUUGGGAGACGUGUUGAUGAUUCCAUAAGUCUUUCCUCUUCAAGAAGCAGAAGGAAUCUCCUAAACUUUAAAAUCAGUAACAAUAAUGCAGAUAUUGAGGAAGGUGUGGCUUCUGUGUCUGUGUCGCCUUCAGGAGAUGGUGGUAGGGAUAAGUCUUAUAUUCCAAGAACAUGGUCUCUCACUAAUCUCUUAGCUCCUAGAAAGUCUAGGAAGACAGAGUCUUUACCAGUAACCCCUAUAACUCACUCAAACCCUGAGUCCAUGAACGGGAGGUAUGCUGUUGAGGUUGAUCCAGUUACAUCCAUGAAAGGGGAGCAGUCACUGCCUAUUCGUCGUUCACGCUCUGUCCCUACGUUCUUCAACAAAGAUGGAAGUGUAAAGCCGUUAGGUGUUUUCCGUGUGAUUCCUACUCCAUCUCGGGGGGAUGAGAAGAUUCUAGAGAUGAUGCCGGCAUCGAAAAUAAGUAAACCCAAUGAUGAAAAUAAUUAUGGCGGGGAAGAUGUUCCUGAAGAAGAAGCUGUUUGUAGAAUCUGUAUGGUUGAAAUGGAGGAAGAUUCAGAAGCUUUCAAGAUGGAAUGUAUGUGCAAAGGGGAAUUAGCUCUUGCCCACAAAACAUGCACGAUUAAGUGGUUCACAAUAAAAGGGAACAUAACAUGUGAUGUGUGUAAGCAAGAGGUGAAAAAUCUCCCGGUGACUCUUCUCCGUGUACAGGAUUCUCAAGAACGUUCUAGAGCAGCCAGGGAUAUAGAGAUUUCAUGGUUCAAUAAUGAAUGGCAAGAAGUUCCAAUUCUUGUCAUUGUAAGCAUGCUUGCCUACUUUUGUUUCCUCGAGCAGCUUCUGGUUAUGGAAAUGAAAUCCAGCGCAGUUGCGAUAGCUUUACCGUUCUCUUGCAUUAUAGGUCUUCUUGCAUCAAUGACAUCAACAGCGAUGGUGAAGAAGAAGUAUGUGUGGCUCUACGCAAUCAUUCAGUUCUGUUUUGUGGUCCUCUUCGCUCAUCUCUUCGACUUAGCUAUUAAGCAGCCGGUUAUGUGUAUUGUCUUAGCCACUAUGAUCGGAUUUGGACUCACCAUGACCGGCACAACGGCUGUUAACGAGUAUUUGAAAUGGAAGAGAAGCAAUGCCCACCGGUCUGCAAGCACUUAAGUGACUCAACCGCUGUUUCAGACAGCAGAGUAGAUCUUCAGUGAAGCUAGAGUCCCUAAAGGAUUGGAUCGGUUUUUAGAUUAACCGAUUUUUUUCUUUUUGGUUAACUGAACCAUCAGGAUCGAGUUUUCGGUUUAGCUUUAAUUAAUUUGUCUGUCUAUGUUACGAGAGAGCAGAUCUGGUUAUUUGAUGAUAUGUAAGAAGCAAAAAAAAAAGAAAAUAUACAUUAUCAGAAUUAAAAUUUCAUUAUUUAUAUGACGUCACUAUUUAUUUUUAAAAAUAUCAAAGAUAUAAUUAGAUAUCAGACUACAGAAUUGAUAAGAUCAGAACAAAUGUUGCAAUAUAAUAUUAUCGAAUCCACUAGCCAUCACAAUUUCAAAAGCUCAUCAUCGUGUACAACCUGCAACAUAGCCAUGAUAAGCCACACUUCAGUCAAGAUAUUCCAAGCCAACAACCAAAGAGACAGAAAAAAAUGGAACCUUGGGCAUUAAGUUUGAUAUGCAAGCAGCCUCCUCGAAUCCACCGUUCUAUGAUAAGUUUAUCAAGAAGCUGCACAUUCAAUAAUUUCCACAUCUGAAUAAGGAUUAACUUUAAACAACAAGUAAAAAAAAAGAAACAGUAAAGAAAAGGAUUUUAAAAUCACUUACGGAGAUCAAGAAAAAGGAUACUAAAUUUCCAUUCCAUCGUUAUUGUUGCUGCGUCAUAUAUAGUGUGCAUCAUCCCGGAUUCUAUGAAGAAAGUGAACCAUCUAGAGAAGCAACAAAGGGAAAAAAAAACAUAAAUAUCACAAGAAACAUAUGGGCCAUUCACUUGGUUCCUACUGAUAUUUGUAUCAUCCUUCCAUGGCCAACAACAGCCUUUGGUUUCACCAAACUCGAUAAGUCUCGUCUUAGCUACACAACACAGAACAUCACAAAGAAGACAAAUAAAAAUCAAUCACCAAACAGAGAUCAAAACGAAAAAGAAGAAGAAGAAGAAGAAGAAGAAGCAAAAUCUCAGAUGCUUGUAACUCAACCGGAUGGAAUCUCAGACCUGCUCGUUCACCUUCAGCUGAAGCCCUCCAUAUUCAUCUCACCUCAAUUCAAGUCCCCCUGUCCCUAGAAUCAGAUUCCCUAGUGUGGUUGGUAGAGGAAGAUGAGCUCAAUAACUUCUCCACCAAACGAACCUGGGAAACUCUUCGACCCAAAUCGGAGCACCAACCAUGGACUACUCAGGUAUGGUACAAGGGACAUGUUCCGAGGCAUGCCUUCAUGUUCUGGCUGAUGCACUUAAACAGACUUCCUACAAGAGACAGACUUGUCAGUUGGGGAAUGGACAUUGACUCAAGUUGCUGUCUAUGCGCUUCUUAUUUGGAAACAAGGGAUCACUUAUUUCUCCAUUGUGAGGUUAGUGAGCAAAUCUGGAUGAAAAUCAAUGUCCGGCUAGGGUAUGGUCCGAUCCUUUUUCACACUUGGACAGCUUUUUCUACUUGGCUGGAUAACAGAGAUUCUAUCUCUCCCCGUUCUUUGCGGAGACUUGUGGCUCAGGCCACUCUUUACGCCAUCUGGAUGGAGAGAAACACUCGCUACCACAACAACAUUUCCACAGAUGCUCUGGUACUCUUCAAAGCUCUGGACCGUCAAAUCAGGGAUGCGAUCUUGGCAAAACAACAUCGCAGUAAGUUCAAAAACCUUCUGCAAACCUGGCUUCGGUAUGACUAGUUGAUCUACUCAUCGUCCGGCUAGUUUACAAAAACAAAAGAAGAAGAAGAAGCAAAGUUGGAAGGCAACACCGUGGAGGAGGGAGAAAGAGACAAGCUGGAUUGCUGGUUGAGAAAGCAAGAAGGUGAACAUGAUUCAUUACUUUCAUCGUAAUAGUAAACAAGACUCAUUAGUUUCGGAUGGAGAUUAGAGAGAAAAAAAAAAAAAAAAAGGUUUCCCCUUUAGGAGGAAA